Molecule: messenger RNA, 1425 nt
Organism: Penicillium daleae
Lineage: Eukaryota; Fungi; Ascomycota; Eurotiomycetes; Eurotiales; Aspergillaceae
Exons: 3
Coding region: 1-1425 (474 amino acids)
Biological process (GO): chitin catabolic process; carbohydrate metabolic process
Cellular component (GO): extracellular region
Molecular function (GO): chitin binding; chitinase activity
Source: RefSeq, a predicted model, not a curated record
AUGCCUCUCACGUACACUGCCAUCAGUCUGGCAGUGUUUUGGAUAUUCCAGGGCGUUCGAGCUGGCUUGAGCUUGACCGGAGAGUCUAACGUCAUUCAACUAGCAUUCUUGACCGUAAUUAAUGGCGAGGGCGGUGCCCCCGAGGUCAACUUUGCUAAUUCUGGCAAUACCUGCACGGUCUUCGACGGAACUGCUCUUCUCGACUUCCCUACUAUUGGGAAGGACAUCGUGACAUGCCAAGGCCUUGGGAAAACUAUUCUUCUGUCGAUCGGCGGGGCUACCUACUCUGAGGGAGGAUUCAGUAGCGCCGAUGCUGCUGUUGCUGGAGCUCAGCUAGUCUGGGAGACAUUCGGACCAGUUUCAUCAGAUUCCUCCGUCAAUCGUCCCUUUGGCGACGCCAUUGUUGAUGGCUUCGACUUUGACUUCGAGUCUACAGUCGAGAAUAUGCCCGCCUUUGCGAACGAGCUGCGUACUCUGUUUGCUCAAGACACCUCCAAGACGUACUACCUGACUGCUGCACCUCAGUGUCCCUACCCUGACGCAGCCGACAGCCCCAUGCUUGACGGAAGUGUGUAUUUCGACGCUAUCUGGGUACAAUUUUACAACAACUACUGUGGUAUCAAUACUUUUGUGGCUGGCUCCACGACGCAGGUUGACUUCAACUUCGAGACCUGGAAUACUUGGGCCACAACUGUCUCUCUCAACCCUGAUGUCAAGGUCUUCCUUGGCAUUCCCGGUGGUACUACCGCAGCAGGGACGGGAUACGAGUCCGCAUCGGCCAUUGCUUCAAUCGUCGACUACAUAAAGGAUCAGGAAUACAGCAGCUUUGGUGGUGUGAUGUUGUGGGACGCCAGUCAAGUUUAUGCCAAUGAUGGUUUCCUUUCUGGCAUCGCUUCUGCUCUGGGAUCUUCUUUAUCUACUAGCAUCAGCAGCACUAAGACCACUGUUUCUACCUCGAAAACCACCGCCAUCUCGAUAACGACGCAUGCUGCAACCACCACUAGCACUAGCACUGUCCAACUGACUACUUUGCACUCAACGACCACGACCGCCAAGGCCCCGACUACACUUAUCACGCUGACCAAGACCACCACCAGCAGCAAGACGGAACCAACAACAACAACUUUGCACCCUGUCAUUACUGAUAUCAAGAAGGUUGUUGCGACCUCCUCGUCUACCACUAGAACGAGCUCCACCACUACCACCUCAUUGACAUCAGCUCUCUCAUCUUCCAGCACCUGUCCAGUCUUGGGAGAAUCUUGCUCGGCCUCUGGUACAUACCAGUGCAAUGGCAGUUCAUUUGGGCUCUGCGACAACGGCAAAUGGGCUAUUCAGAAAUGCGCUUCUGGUCUGGUCUGUGUGCAGGAUGGCUCGUCUAUCUACUGUGAUUUCAAGAAAGAUCACCCUGAUACCACUUGCAGUUAA